AUGUCUGAUAGCCGCAGAGUUUUGUUUCAUAUUUUGAUAUUUUCGAUAUCAAUAUCAUGCACGUGUACAUACGAAAGUUAUUGGAGGCCAUUUGACUACACUGGACCUGUUACAUUAAAUUAUUAUAGAUUAAUACCAACUUCUGGUUUAGGCCGAUGUGCAAGAACUUGUUCAUCUCUCUACAACUCGGAUCAGAUUUAUUAUCAAGGAGGGGAUUGUUAUUGUUUAGCACCGGUUUAUGAAGAAUCCAGCCUGGUUUCUGGAACGGUUACGACCAAUAGAGAAUUUUGGACGAUUCGUCAAGAUGUCAGCUAUUGUACCGAGAGGGGAUACACGAUAUUUUCAGACCAGAGAUAUUGUUUGAAAUAUUUUUCACGAAAUGCAACUUGGUAUCACGCUGAAUCAACUUGUCGACAAGAUGGUGGUCAUUUAGUUUCACUUUAUACUCAACAAGAUUUAACUAAUUUGAGAUCACUGUAUACAGAUGACACAAUAGUAUUUAUUGGAGGCCACAGAACAUUGGAUGGUACUAAAUUGGAUUGGAUAACUGGUGGAACUGUACACAAAUCGUUUUGGGGUCGUGGUGAACCAAACAAUUCCGGUCGUGGAGAACGGUGUGUAGUCGUACGAGAAAAAGGAGAAUUAAAUGAUAGCUUAUGCCGACUACGUCAUCACUUUAUUUGCCAAAUAUUAGAAUUGUUCCGAUUAUCACUAUAA
This is a messenger RNA of Lottia gigantea (owl limpet), 717 nucleotides long. RefSeq lists its product as hypothetical. The record is from RefSeq and is a predicted model, not a curated record. The coding region runs from base 1 to 717 and encodes 238 amino acids. The transcript is spliced from 3 exons. Lineage: Eukaryota; Metazoa; Mollusca; Gastropoda; Lottiidae.